This is a messenger RNA of Chiloscyllium plagiosum (whitespotted bambooshark), 4276 nucleotides long. Its product is annotated as serine/threonine-protein phosphatase with EF-hands 2-like. Lineage: Eukaryota; Metazoa; Chordata; Chondrichthyes; Orectolobiformes; Hemiscylliidae. Gene Ontology annotation, biological process: detection of stimulus involved in sensory perception; negative regulation of MAPK cascade. The record is from RefSeq and is a predicted model, not a curated record. Gene Ontology annotation, molecular function: phosphoprotein phosphatase activity; Hsp90 protein binding; manganese ion binding.
AAGCCACUUAGAACAGCUUAUAAUAAGUGUCGUCCUAGUGUGUGUACCUCAGACUGUCACAGGAGAAAAUAUGAAUAUGGUUUCUGGAUUUGCCGUCUGAGCUCAUCUUCACUGUGAGUUGACAAUAACAUGAAACAGAAUUUAUUUCAUCUGGCAUCCAGUAUGGAGAGUUGCUUAACAGAUUUAACAAAUUAAUUUCACACUGGAGACAGCCACCAUAAGACCAUUACAAAAGACUGAUCAUUGUUAAAUAAGGCAGUAUUGUGAAUAAACCAACUUCCAGAGGAUUUGUGAAGAAGGGUCACGACUGGGAAUAUAUACAGCAAACAGUCACCAGCUUUAGAAGGUGGUGAAAAAGAAAGACAUUGAAGGACCAGCAGACCAUGGGAUGUGGUAGUUCUAGAGUUAAUACUAAUUCGAUGAAGAGAUCAGUGAAAGAAUAUCACUGCACAGCUGGGACAGCCAUCAAGGCUGCCAUUCUCAUUCAGAGGUGGUAUCGUCAAUAUGUUGCCCGGUUGGAAGUUCGCAGACGGUGCACGUGGACUAUUUUUCAAUCAAUUGAGUAUGCAGGAGAGCAGGAUCAAAUCAAGCUGCAUGACUUUUUCAGUUAUUCGAUGGACCACUUUACUCCAGCUUCUGGCAAUGAACAAGAUCAUAUUUCCCAAAUUUUUACUCAGCCAAAUAAGUCAUGUAAGGAUGCAGAACAGGAUAAUCAAUGCAUCUACAGUAAUAUUGAGAUUUCAGGCUCUUACACUGGACCCCAUCUCUGUUUCCCGCUCACCCCUGCACAUGUAACUGCCUUACUGGAAGCUUUCAAAAAUGAACAACAGCUACAUGCUCACUAUGUAUUAGAGCUUCUCAAUGAAACCAGGAAGCAUUUGGAGCAUUUGCCAAAUAUCAACCACCUUUCUACCUCCUACAGCAAAGAAAUUACGAUAUGCGGUGAUUUACAUGGAAAUUUGGAUGACUUAUUUUUAAUAUUUUAUAAGAACGGACUGCCAUCACCAGAAAAGGUGUAUGUCUUUAACGGAGACUAUGUUGACAGAGGGAAACAUUCCAUUGAGAUUCUGCUAAUUCUGUUUGCAUUUCAACUUGCUUAUCCAAAAACAAUCUAUCUAAACAGAGGAAACCAUGAAGAUCAUGUCAUCAACUUAAGAUAUGGGUUCACAAAGGAAGUAAUGCAGAAAUAUCAGGUGCAUGGCAGUAGAAUACUGAAAUUAAUACAGAGUGUUUUCAGUUGGUUGCCAUUAGCUACAAUUAUAGACGAAAAAGUAUUGAUUUUACAUGGAGGUAUUUCAGAAGCAACAGAUUUGGAUUUCCUGAGCAAGAUUGACAGACACAAGUAUGUUUCAGCCUUGAGGCCACACAAAAGGAAAAGGAAUGAAUGGAGCAAGCAAGUGUCAGAUCAGAAACAAUACUUCAAUGGGGGUAAUGAGCAAUGUAUGAACAAAUCUGAUCAAACUCCAAGGAAGAAUUUGUUAUCCGGCAUCUUUAACCUUCAUUCUCAUACGUACAAGAAUCAGAGGGGGCAGAGUUCUGGCACAACAUGUGUAAAGGAAAAGGAAAUCUCUCGAAGAGUAAGGUGUUCAGUUGAGGAGGAACUAGACAAAUGUCGUAGAAAAGUGGGAUUCAGUAACACGUAUGAAGAAUCUAAAACAUCACAGCCCAUGUUAGAUUCAGAUACUCAAGAAAUCCUUGACUUCGAUAAGCAUGAAUGGAAACAGAUUGUGGACAUCUUGUGGAGUGACCCAAUGCAUCAGGAAGGUUGUAUCCCAAACAAAGUCAGAGGAGGUGGAUGCUACUUUGGACCUGAUGUGACUGAAAAGAUUCUACAGAAACACAAAUUACAGCUCUUGAUCAGGUCCCAUCAGUGUAAACAGGAAGGCUACGAGUUCUGCCACAAUGAAAAGGUCCUGACCAUAUUUUCUGCUUCUAAUUAUUAUGAAAUUGGCAGUAACAAAGGAGCUUAUGUGAAACUUGGCCCUGACCUUGUUCCUCAUUUUGUACAGUAUCAAGUUAGCCAAAGUACUCGGAAACUAACCCUGAGACAAAGAGUGAGUAGAGUUGAGAGAUCAGCAUUAGGAGCUCUGCGGAAGAAGAUUUUUGCUCAUAAAUCAGACCUCAUCAGUGCAUUUGAGCAUUAUGAUAAGAAUAAAACAGGUAAAAUAUCACUGAAUGACUGGGCAGGUGCCUUGGAGGCAACUUUAGCUUUGGGACUGCCAUGGCGUGUUUUGCGAUCGCAACUUGUGCCCAGUGCUCCGAAUGGACUUCUGAAUUUUUACUUAUGGUUCGAUGAUCUUGCCAAAGAGAAACCCAUUGCACAGUAUGUCCAACCUAGUUUGCUGGAAAUGCUUUACAGAAGCAGGUCUGACCUGGAAACCAUUUUCAGAAUUAUUGACAGUGACAACUCUGGUCUGAUAACGUUCGAGGAAUUGCAAAAAGCUUGUGAACUCCUCAGUUCUCACCUUAACAUUGAUGUUAGUGAUAAAGCCAUUGGUGACCUGGCUCGCAGUAUGGACUUCAACAAGGAUGGAAGUAUAGACAUUAACGAGUUCCUUGAGGCUUUCCGUCUGGUUGACAGCUCAAGUUACUAAGCUGGAGAAGCUAAUUUGCUGCUAAUUUCCCCUUGGGUUUGGUGAAUUAAGCAAGGAAUUAAAAAGGAAGAUGUCAAGUUGAUAUGAUAUAAAACAGGAUUGUUAGAAAAGAAAGCAUGCUUUGUUUAAUUUUAAAAUGGUCAUUUCUGGAUUAAAAUGGCCACUGCAGAUGAUUUGCAAGUUGGCUACAGCUCUGGAAACUUCCAGCAGUAAUUACAAGGACAAAGCAAAACCAAUCAUCUUGGUGCAACUUCUCAACUAGAAAUUGCAUGGACAGUGAAACACAGCAGUAGACAUGCUGCCUACUGAACUUGAACUGAUAGUAAUGGAGAUGUAUCAUGCUCAUCAUUGCUAAGCUGGUGGCAGUGGUUACCAUUUAACUCAAAUGGUCAAUGGAUUUUGAUAGAUAAACACUAACUGGUCUUAAAUGACAAAACAAUGGACAAUGUCACAUGACCAAAUCACAUCUGCCUUUUUGAACAGUUUUAAUUUCUGAACCCUUGACAAUCUGCUUUAACAUCAGAACAGUGAACAGCACUCAGGGCCAACAGCUAAGCCUGCCUCAAGAACAAGUCUCAAUGAAACUUUGUUCUGGAAAGAAUCUUGUAUUCACCAAAAAUAAACUACAUUCCAACCAAUAAGAAUCAUUUUGCUGUGUCAAUAAAUUCUGCAACUCUUGUGGUUCACCCAUCUUGAUUCACCUCAACUUUACUUCUUUGAGUAAAGGAACUCUAAUUGACCUUUGAAUCGCAUGAAUUAAGUGUCCUCACUGUUGGUUUUAAUAUUACAGCUGCAAAACUCUUCUUUCCUGUUGCUUGUGUGUGUUCAUAAGUGCAUAUAUGAGAGAGAAUGCCAAAGAUCACAGCAGGUUUAAAAACUAUUUAAGCAUGACACAUACAAUUCUUUAAAUGUGAGUGUUUACUGCCAAGAUACCUUUUCAAAAAUUGACAAGUGGGCUGGAAAACAGACUAUAUUUGAAGUUAAACCACUCUGCUAAAGACAAAGUGAGGACAAUAAACUAGUUUAAUUUGCUUCCCUACAUGUCUCUUAUAAAGUUACUAUCAGUCAUUUUAUGAUGACGACUGAUGGGUUUAUGUAACACAACACAAAUAUACUUCAUCAAAAACAGAUGUUCUGUACUUUGAACUCACUGCGCAAAAUAGUUUUGAUUUUCUGGCAAAUUUAGUUGUACAUUUACUGUUAGAAAUACAAUCAUUACACAUCAUGAAAUGUUUGGAUGAACGGGUCAGUAAUCAUUUGCAUAUUAUGUACUGAACAGCUUCUUUUAUUAAAAAAGACAUCAUGACGAGUUUCAGUGCCAAAAAUAUACAUUUCUUGGGUCAUGUUUUGGUGGCUGCUAUUGACAAAAGAAUAUUCCAAUACAGCUCAAACACAUCUCAUUUCAAGAAUGAAGAAAUGGCAUCUCACACAAGCACGGUAAUAAUGUAUAAUGAUUCGAGAAGCAGGACCUGAGAGGUAAUGCAUUUUGGCAGGAAGAAUAGAACAGCUGAAUCUUACUUAAAAUGGAGAAAGAUUACAGAACAGAGGGAUUAGGAAGUCUGGGCCCAUGAAUUGCAAAAGUUACCAUUCACAUUAAUCAGGUAGUAGGAAAGGCAAAUGGACUAUUAGCCUUUGUUUCAAAGGGAAUGGAGUUUAAAAGUACAGUAGGGAGGUUUUGCUAA